Molecule: messenger RNA, 2594 nt
Organism: Scomber scombrus (Atlantic mackerel)
Lineage: Eukaryota; Metazoa; Chordata; Actinopteri; Scombriformes; Scombridae
Product: protein mono-ADP-ribosyltransferase PARP11-like
Exons: 8
Coding region: 242-1261 (339 amino acids)
Molecular function (GO): NAD+ poly-ADP-ribosyltransferase activity
Source: RefSeq, a predicted model, not a curated record
GGAUAGGAAACGAUGUUAUGUUGCGCUAGUCAUCCGUUCUCACUCCGAGUCUGGGAUUUUUGGUGCUUUAUUCAAAAUGCCUGACGGAUUAAUAACCCGAUAAGGGCAGGGACCCGGUUACAGACAAGCUGAGAACCGGUAAGACACCAGUAAGAGUUGAGGAAGUGUCGGACCCGGUAGUCGUGAACGACAGCUAGCUAGAUAUGCCAGUUUCCUGUGUUAUUUUGAAUUUGUUUACAGGAUGAAAUGCCCCCACGACCAUGAUCUCGCUAUCGUUAUGUUAGCCAUCAGAUCGGCAGAGGAGGAGUCCGCAGAGAUGGAGGAGAUGGACACCUCGGAGCCCAACUGGUGCUGGUUCUACUUGGCUGAGUGUGGAGUGUGGCAUAUGUUUGAGAUUGAUCCCAGUGCAGCCUGCUCUGUGACCAGUGCUCAGAUUGAGCAGUGCUAUAACAGGAACCAACGUGGUGUCAUGGAGUUCUACACAGCAAAGUAUACGUACAGGCUCGACUUCUCGGUUAUGCGACAGAUAAAUGUAACGACAGGAAAGCAGCGGCCAAUUAAACGGUCCCUCCACUCUGCAACUGGCUUCAGAUUUAUUUGUGAUAACCUUGCUUUGCCUGUUCCCUGUCAUUGGGAGAGAAUCAAUACAGAUGAGCCCUAUCAGCUCAUACAGCUCGGCAGAGACACCUAUGAGUUUAAAGAAGUAGCCAGACUGUAUGAAAGGACCAUGGAUCAUCCAAUCAAAUCCAUCCAGAGGAUUCAGAACCUGGACCUGUGGGAGUUCUUCUGCAGGAAGAAAACACAGUUGCGAAAAGUCAAGCGCACAUUGGAUAUUGAAGAGCGAAUGCUGUUUCAUGGCACAGGACACAGCAACAUACAAGCUAUAUGUACGUUUAACUUUGACUGGCGGCUGACCGGAAGCCAUGGCGAUGUUUAUGGCAAAGGGAGCUACUUUGCCCGGGAUGCUAAAUACUCCAGUAAAUUCUGUCACACCACGGGGAAGCACAACACCACUUUACAGAGACAUGGACUCGCCCCGCCAAUAUUUGCUAGUGAACCACCUUAUAAGACCAUGUUCCUGGCCAGAGUGCUUGUCGGAGAGUACACAGUCGGUCAUCCUAUGUACUGCAGACCACCUUCGAAGGACGCCAGCUUCACCAACUUUUACGACAGUUGCGUGGACGAUAUGGCCAAUCCAAAGAUUUAUGUCAUUUUUGACAGCAACCAGAUUUAUCCUGAGUAUCUGAUUGAGUUCUACUGACACCUAACACACUUUUUUCUUAUCAAAACAUAGGAACUACAGAGGCUGGAUCUCCAACAUGGAAAUAUUUAGGAUACAAAGUCAGAUGAUGAGUUGGAACAGAGAGAGAAGCAGUUAAGAGACCUUUGCUUUUUCUUUCAGUUAGAUCCAGAGCCUAACUGGAGCAUGGGUCAUCUAAAGUGCCUUCAAGGAAAUGGAAAAUCAAGAAAACAAUACAGACUUUGUGUACAGUUUGUUUACUGUACAGUAUAUCUUAAGAUGGGACCUUGUGGUUGGAACGUCUCUGUGACUUAUAAAAAGGCUAAGAAAAAAAACUGAACGAAAAUCUGCUUUUACUUUUACCAGUCUUAGUGGAAGUUUUGUAUUUAAUGCAGACUAUGUGCUUGCUUGUUGAAUAUCUGUGCACAGUUGUUAAAAAUAAGAGUGGAACUUGCAGCCUGUAGAUUAUAGGUGAUGUCCUGCCACCGUCCACAGCCCUUCUCUCACAUCCAAACAGUGCCACGCAUGAGUUUAUUUACAAGUCAUACUUCCAAAUGACGAAACCAAAAACCAUGACGUGUUCAUGCUUACCCAUUUAGCUCCGUGAUCUGAACAUCUGUGUGUACCUAGUACAAUGCAUUGUGUAGACAUGUAUUCUUUUGUUUUUAUUCCCAAAAAAAACGCUUCUACCUCUGCAUUUUUUUAGACCAUGCAUCAGUGCACUUUACUCUUUCUGUGAAAGGGUCGGUUAUUGUGUCACAGUGACAUAAAGUUGUGAUGUCUUGUUUACCUGUGGUCCUUGAGCAAUAUGUUUCAGUGUAUCUUCUCUGAUUAUUGACUCCAGUCUUUAAAAGACUUUUUUUCAUCCCAAACCAAAAUUUAUUCAGUUUGAACAUUUCAAUUAAAUCAUCCGAGUGUGACGUCACCACCUGCUAACAUCUCUCUUAAAAAAGAAUAAGCAGGUUUUCUUUGCACCUGGUGUAAAUUGAUUAAAAAAAUGAAUGUAGCCAGCACAUGUAUAGCACUGUAAUGAAAAUUAACCACACAAUGUAAUAUUGCUUUGCUAUGUACAUGUGUUGAAUUCACUGUAUGACGCUUGUGUGUUGUUUUUGAGCAAGGGAGGACAACAAAAGGAGGAUUCAGAGUACUACAUUUGCCACAAGGUGGUGCAACAGUGCAAAAUUGGAUCUUGAGAGACUCUUGCAUUUCCUCAUAGUUAAUGCAAACCGGUGUCUUCAGUCGUAACACUACACCUGUAUGUGUGUGUGUGUGGGUGCGUGCGUGCGUGCGUGCAAAGAGUGCGUGCAGCUAUAUGUGUGUGUCUGUAAUUUGCACAUGUUACAACCAAUAAACU